GCAAGAUACUAAUUGAGCUUACUGCUUACUUCCCUUACAUAGCAUAUGGUGUCAUUCUGCAAUGCCCUUAGCAAGCAGGCUCUCAACGUUUUGUGACCAACAGAGAUGCGGCGCAGCACUCGCGGAUCGCGUCAAAAAACGGACACUAUCUCCGAUUGGUCAAUUCCUUCGUAACCAAUGUACCUGUUCUACGUACCCUAAAUCCAUACGUAAGUCCUAGAUACCCUCACCACUAUCUGAGAGAUAUGUCUAUUUAAGCUUUCAAGAUCGUAAGCUCUGUCAGAAGUCAAAAGGUCAGUAUCAUCAUCAUCAAGCUUCUUCACUUCAUUUCAAGUUAUUUCAAGUCCUUCUACAACUACUCUUCCAUCCAACAAACAUGUCUAUCCAGCAGUUCCAGACGACCAAAGUAGGUGGCCCGUUCGCCCUUGUGACGGUGCCCACCCCCAAGCCCGGCUCCGGUGAGGUCUCCAUCCGACCCAAGGCCUUGGCACUCAACGGCAUUGACUGGAAGAAUCUCAAGUUCGGCGCCGUAGUUCAGUCUUGGCCCGCCGUUCUUGGCGAAGAUGCCGCUGGUAUCAUCGAGGAAGUCGGCGAAGGUGUCACUGCCUACAAGCCCGGUGAUGAAGUCUUCGGCUUCGCGCUAGGUUUCCUUGGCAAGGGUACCUUCCAAGAUGUCUUCGUCACGACACAAGAAUCCGUUGCCAAGAGACCAGCCAACCUAACCCGCGAAGAGGCUGCUUCGCUGCCUACCAUCUUCCUCACUGCCACCGCCACCCUCACUGCAGGUCUUCAAAUACACGUCCCUGGCCUCACCAAGGAGAACAAAUACUCCGCCAGCAACCCGCUACAGUCUAUCCUCAUCCUAGGUGCCGGCUCUGGUGUCGGUUCCGUUGCCAUCCAGCUUCUACGCAUCGCACUACCAUCAGUCAACAUCAUCACGACCAGCUCAGCCCACCACCACGCCCACCUAAAGGCCCUAGGCGCCAACACGACCUUGGACCGAUCCGCUCAAAGCGACAUCGCCGCCAUCAAGGCCGCCACCCCCGGCGGAGCUGGUGUUGACGCCAUCCUCGACCCCGUCGGCGCUGCUGACUACGAGCCCACAGUAUUGGGCGCCAUCAGAGCCGAUGGCCCCAAGCUAUUCUCCAGAGUCGUCACUGGUGCUAACUCGAACGUGCCCGAAGGAUUCACUGGAAAGGCUUGCGGUGCCUACCACGCCGAACCCACUGCCGUCGCCUACAUGGCCGAGCUAGCGGGAUCGGCCAACUUCAAGCUACCUCUUAAGCUUGAGGUUGUUGGCCAGGGCUAUGGUGUCAUAGAGAAGAACUUGGACAGAUUCCCCAACAUCAGCGGUACCAAGCUUAUCGUUAACCUAUAAACGCGGAAGUGUGAUGCGACCGCAGUUCGUUCGGAUGGCCAGGCAUAAAAGGUAGAAAUUAGAAUCUUGUCUAGAAUAAAAUAUGAAGCGCAAUUUUGGUUUAUCAAGUUAAAAUCUUGGUCUCGAGCCUAUCCAUUGAUAUGUGUUUAAUUAAGUCUGUGUGCUCGUGAAAUACAUUGUUGUCCAACGCGUACCUAGGUAGGUAAUUUGAAUCUAGAGUCGGAAAUAAUUUUGAAAAGUGAUAAAGUGAUA
Molecule: messenger RNA, 1630 nt
Organism: Hypoxylon trugodes
Lineage: Eukaryota; Fungi; Ascomycota; Sordariomycetes; Xylariales; Hypoxylaceae
Product: GroES-like protein
Exons: 2
Coding region: 377-1378 (333 amino acids)
Molecular function (GO): oxidoreductase activity, acting on NAD(P)H
Source: RefSeq, a predicted model, not a curated record